Messenger RNA from Pelobates fuscus (common spadefoot toad), 2284 nucleotides. It is a transcript of the gene FGF13, whose product is annotated as fibroblast growth factor 13. Gene Ontology annotation, molecular function: sodium channel regulator activity; growth factor activity. The record is from RefSeq and is a predicted model, not a curated record. Gene Ontology annotation, cellular component: cytoplasm; nucleus. The transcript has 5 exons. Lineage: Eukaryota; Metazoa; Chordata; Amphibia; Anura; Pelobatidae. Bases 897 to 1634 code for a protein of 245 amino acids. Gene Ontology annotation, biological process: regulation of voltage-gated sodium channel activity.
CAAGUUCCCUUCAUCAACACAGCUCAUCUUGACCUCCCAUGCCAAACCUCUGCAUUCAUAGAAAAAAAGCUGCAAUAGGAAAUCAUGCAGGACUCUACCCAACAAAAUGAGCAACUGGAUUGCAAUGCUUUAAUUGUGCUUUUUAAAAGUAGACACAUAUUUUUAGAUGCUGCACAACAGGAGAUUGGUCAGAGCGUUUCUGUAUUUCAUUGAAAAAAAAAAAAGGGACGAGAUCAGAACCAUCUGCAUUUCUUUUUCUCUCCCUCUCUCUCUCUCUCUCUCACAUACACGCACACACACAUACACACACGUUACAAGUGGCUCUUGUGCCUGCAGACAGAUUCUGCUGCUACUGCUGCAUUCUAUGCUGUUCCCUUGGAAUACUAAAAUAUCAAAGUGUUUCUUGCUAAAAUAUAUACACCGGAUGUAACUGGUGUGCCUAAGGAAAAUAAGAUGCAUCGCUUAACAGAUCCAGACGUGAGCUGUAUUUGUGAUGAGUGGAUACAAGCAGAAACAGGCAGCGACCAUUGUUUCAUCGAGGUCAAGCCCAUUCUGGAGAGUUGGUCAAUAUUAAUGUCUUAAAACCUCAGAAAAUAAGUAUUGAACAAGAAGGAAGAAUAUUCUACCACCCAAUAUCAAGGUGUCCUGAUGGUUACAGGAAGUGCCGGCAAUUGAAAAGUUGACAGUAUCUGUAAACUAAAAAGGAUCUUAAUCAUCCGACAAUGUUCUUCAAGUGGAAUGUGUGAUUUGCAUCUGUUGACCGCAGGAAAAUUGGACAUAUUAAUGUUAACAUUUGUGGCAUUAGUGGGAAAAGUUUUACGUAAAAACAAGCUUUCGGCCGACUCAAUAUUAUUCAUCUGACUAGUUCUCGAGGAUUUUGUUGAUAAACAUUAGCUAUGGCUGCCGCUAUAGCUAGCUCUUUGAUUAGACAGAAAAGACAAGCCCGGGAAAGAGAAAAAUCCAAUGCAUGCAAAUGUGUUAGCAGCCCCAGCAAAAACAAAGGGAACUGCGAGAAAAAUAAACUCAAUGUCUUUUCUCGGGUCAAACUGUUCAGCUCCAAAAAGAGGAGAAGAAGGAGACCAGAACCUCAGCUUAAAGGUAUAGUGACUAAAUUAUACAGCAGGCAAGGGUACCACUUGCAACUACAGGCAGAUGGCACCAUCGAUGGAACAAAAGAGGAGGAGAGCAUAUACACUUUGUUUAACCUUAUACCAGUUGGUUUACGAGUGGUGGCAAUUCAAGGUGUUCAAACUAAAUUAUAUUUGGCGAUGAACAGCGAAGGAUACUUGUACACAUCAGAACAUUUCACACCUGAAUGCAAAUUCAAAGAGUCGGUAUUUGAAAACUACUAUGUGACAUAUUCUUCGAUGAUCUACAGACAACAACAAUCUGGGAGGAGUUGGUUUCUGGGUCUCAACAAAGAAGGUGAAAUUAUGAAGGGGAAUCACGUAAAGAAAAAUAAACCAGCAGCUCACUUUCUGCCAAAACCAUUAAAAGUGGCUAUGUACAAAGAACCUUCACUUCAUGAUCUAACAGAGUUUUCCAGAUCUGGUAGUGGAACUCCAACAAAAAGCAGAAGUGUCUCUGGAGUUUUAAACGGGGGUAAAUCUAUGAGCCAAAAUGAGUCAACGUAGCCAGUUGUACAUCGUAUCGGUGGCUACAUUAUUUACAGUAAAUGGAACCUUACCUCUGGAUGCUGUUGAAUUCUUACAAGCAGUCUUUCAUCUAAAAAAAAAAUCGAUUAUUUAGGACAAGCACCGAACUUGCAUAAAUCAUUCACGUCAGUCAUUAGAUCUCUGGGUUUUCACCAGAUCCCAUUGUUUUAGAAUGUGCUUUUUGCAUCUCAGAAGGCACCUGGAUAGCCAGCAAAACAUAUUGUGGAAUAAAGCAUAGAGAGGACAUGCUCUUUGCUCUCUGUUUAUAUCACCUAUGCUUUGUGGAUAACCAAACUGAAACAUUUCACCGAACUCAAUGCAGUCAAGAAUUUGCUUUCCAACCAAGAAUAAAAAGACCACUUUUACUCUUUAAAGAAAAAAAAUUACUGCUUACAUGUUUUAUAGGGGCGAGCAUAAAAAAUGUAAAUCUGUUUGUUUUCUUGGCUUAAAGUUUUAUAUAUAAGCUUGAUUAUAUGUAUAAUUCAUUUUGACAAAAAAAAGUGCAACACUUUGAUUUUCACAGAUAAUGAACUCUGCUGGGUAUUUAAUGCUGGGUCUAAAUGCCGAACUCAGAUCAGAACGGAGGUAGCAUUUGAGACUCAAGUAAACAGUGUUUCUGCAAUUUAAAA